AUGAAAGAGAAGGAGAUGCGAAUCCUUUUUCUAGGUUUAGAUAACGCUGGGAAGACGACCAUCUUGAAGAAACUCAACGGAGAAGACAUCUCGAGCGUUAGUCCCACUCUAGGCUUUAAUAUCAAGACUUUUAUCCAUGGAAAGUAUACAUUAAACAUCUGGGACGUUGGCGGUCAACGGACCUUACGUCCAUAUUGGCGAAACUACUUUGAGCAAACCGAUGCUCUUGUAUGGGUUGUAGACUCUGGCGAUCUUAUGCGAAUGAGAGAUUGCAAAGAAGAGCUACACAGUCUUCUGCUCGAAGAUCGGUUGUCCGGUGCUUCUCUCCUUAUAUUCGCAAACAAACAGGAUUUGCAAGGUUCUAUGUCAGAUCGUGAGAUACGCGAGGCGCUCAAUCUUGACUCUAUCAAAUCUCACAACUGGGCAAUAUGGUCAUGUAGUGCGGUCACCGGAGCCAAUCUUGUCGAAGGACUCAAUUGGGUUGUUGACGAUGUAGCGGGGAGAUUAUACUACUCCUCUACCUCAUCCACGACUACAAACUCUCGACCGAGUCCCGCGCCUCCACUGUGA
Messenger RNA from Marasmius oreades (fairy-ring Marasmius), 570 nucleotides. It is a transcript of the gene ARL2, whose product is annotated as ADP-ribosylation factor-like protein 2. The transcript has 6 exons. NCBI's taxonomy places the organism in Eukaryota, Fungi, Basidiomycota, Agaricomycetes, Agaricales, Marasmiaceae. The record is from RefSeq and is a predicted model, not a curated record. Gene Ontology annotation, cellular component: microtubule cytoskeleton; cytoplasm. Bases 1 to 570 code for a protein of 189 amino acids. Gene Ontology annotation, molecular function: GTP binding; GTPase activity. Gene Ontology annotation, biological process: protein folding.